Molecule: messenger RNA, 1542 nt
Organism: Papaver somniferum (opium poppy)
Lineage: Eukaryota; Viridiplantae; Streptophyta; Magnoliopsida; Ranunculales; Papaveraceae
Exons: 5
Coding region: 1-1542 (513 amino acids)
Source: RefSeq, a predicted model, not a curated record
AUGAAGCCUCCACCAGGGUUCACAUCAAAGUUCUCUAAUGGCCAAGGAACGGGUGGAGAUGCUCAAGGAACGUAUGCAGGAGCUCAUGAUUAUGAGAUAUGUCACUCUGUGUUGAAAAGAGAUCGUGAAGGUAUAGAAUCUGAGUCGAAGCCUUUGACAAACAAAGGAAAAGAUUUAAAAGAACAUGCAAGUAUAACUGCAGAAGAUGAAAAAUCUGAAAACUGGCAUGCAGGAAACAAGCAUUCAGUGAAACCUGAGUUUGAUAGAUCAUCUUGUAAUUCAAACUACACAAACCGUGAAUGUGACCCACACAAAAAAAGAACAACACUUAGAUAUGAAGCCCCCAGCAAGAAUAGUGGAGAGCACGUAGCUGAAGAUGAUGACAACUAUGAAGAAGGACCUGAACCAGUGGCCGUUGCCGAUUCAGAUUUUUAUGACUUUGACAGGCAUCGGAGUGAAGAAUGCUUUGCAGUUGAUCAGAUGUGGGCAAUUUUUGACGAUUUAGAUGAUGAGACUGCUUGGAAGAGAAGUGGGUUACCUGUUGCUUGUGGGGUAUUCAAACAUGAGAAGACCCAUACUAUUGAAGGUGUAAGUACAUUCUCUCAUAAGAUUGUCUGGCAGAAAGGUGCUAGAAAUACUUACAAGAUCUAUCCCCGGAAAGGUGAAACUUGGGCUCUCUACAAGAAUUGGAAUGUGAAAUGGAGUUCUGAUCCAGACAACCACAGAGAGUACGAGUAUGAAUUUGUUGUAGUCCUGUCAGAUUACACCAAGUCUGGCAUUUUGGUUGUUAAAAGGGUUCCUUCAUUUAGAACGAAUGGUAGGGAACUUACAACUGUCCCUGAAGGUUAUUUUGAGCUUGAUCCUGCUUCACUGCCUAAUAACCUUGAAGAAGUUUCUGAUUUCAUUGAUGAGAAAGCUGAAACUGCUGAUGGUAAAGUUAAUGAUUCCAUGAAAUCUGUAUCAAAGAAUCCUCCUAUGCCAAAGAAGAGGAAAAUUCUAUCUUCCGAUUGUGUGAAAGCUGUGGCAAAGAGCAGUUAUGAGCAAAUUCCUUCUUCGACUUUUGAUCCUUGUGAACUUCCAGAGUCGGAAUUUUAUUUCUUCGAAAUUGACAAGACUCAAGACAAAUUCCGAGCUGGUCAGUUAUGGGCUGUGUAUUGCGAGUUGGAUGGCUUGCCCAAUGGCGAUGACAUGGAGUUUCAUGAUACUUUGUCUUUCUCUCAUCUUGUGAAAGGAACAGUUGCUGGGAUGGAAAACAAGGUUGCAAUCUAUCCAAGGAAUGGAGAGGUAUGGGCAAUAUACAAGAAUUUUAGUUCAGAGUGGUCUUUUUCUGACCUCCAAACAUGCAAGUAUGAUAUAUGCGAAGUUGUACAGGUGAGCGAUAUAUACAAGGUGUUGGUUUUGGAGAAGGUUUCUGAUUAUAAGACGGUGUUCAAGGCUCAGAUGAAAGCAGGGCAUCAAUGCUUACUCGAGAUACCAAGCCGUGAAGUGCUUAGGUUCUCUCAUCAGAUUCCUGCAAUCCAGUUGACGGAUGAAAAAGAAUGA